Messenger RNA from Rhincodon typus (whale shark), 574 nucleotides. It is a transcript of the gene nudcd1, whose product is annotated as NudC domain containing 1. NCBI's taxonomy places the organism in Eukaryota, Metazoa, Chordata, Chondrichthyes, Orectolobiformes, Rhincodontidae. The record is from RefSeq and is a predicted model, not a curated record. The transcript is spliced from 4 exons. The annotation marks the transcript as partial.
CUGUUGCUGAAGUGAAACUUCGUGAGGAUCAGUACACCCUGGACCAUAUGUGUGUCUUUGGCAUGUAUAACUAUCUGCACUGUGACAGAUGGUAUCAAGACAGUGUCUAUUAUAUUGAUCAGCAUGAGAGGGUCAUGCAUCUGGACAUCACUUUGGAUACUGCAAUAAGCAAACCCCGGGAGGUAUUCCGCCUAUCACCAGAGAUUAAAUCUUGUGAUUCCUUAGUCUGCGCUUCUAUGCAUUUUACAUCACCUACGUGGGCAGCCUUGUCAGAUGGAACAGGAAAGCUUUAUCUUCUCAGAACAAGCAAACGUGGACCAAAUAAUAUUGAGAAAUGGGAGAUAAUGUUCCAACAAGAGCUUGGAGAUCCCUUUGUGAUAGUCCAUAGCCAUUCUUAUCUGAAAGAGAGUACCCACUCGAUAGAUGUUGUUUUACUCAAGACAGAGAAGGAUGAGUCAAACAUCAGAGGAAGUGGGUUCCACUCGGCUGUAGAUUGGCUGACCAUCACUUGUGCAAAUAAUGUUCCACUUUUUCAAAUGUUUGAUCAUGCAUUUUAUCUUGAUGACCAGUCUUG